GGGGACUCUUUGGGUGCUGACAUUUGCAGGCUGCCCUCCUGAUUGGUCCCUUCGCUGAGCUGCUCACGGGUUCACUGAAGUGUUAAGCACCUCCCCGUCUCUCUAAAGGACAUUAUAAUGCAAGAGACCCCCUUUUUAACCACACACCGAAUUUUCUUUCAUUUAGGCGAUCUAUAUAUAAAUAUAUAUCUAUAAGCUUGAGAGAGAGCGAGAUCCGGUGCAACUUUUUUUUUCCAUAAAAAACCCCACCACCAACCGCUAAAAUUUGGGGGGGUACAGCUUUCGCCCUGGAGCGGUGCGCGAUGCUCUCUCACGCCGACCUCCUGGACGCCCGGCUCGGGAUGAAAGACGCCGCCGAGCUGCUGGGCCACCGGGAGGCGGUGAAGUGCCGCUUGGGCGUCGGAGGCUCGGAACCCGGAGGCCACCCGGGCGACCUGGCUGCCAGCGCGGACUCGGUGGAAGGCUCCACGCUGCUGCCCGGCGACGACAUCUCCGCCGUGGGCUCCACGCCCGGCGCGCUCUCGGUCGGCGCCAAGGACCCGGACAAGCAGCAGGGUCAGCCCGGCGGCGGCGGAGGCGGGGGCGGCGGCCAGAACCCCGGCCAGGCCGGCCAGCAGCAGGGCCAGCAGAAGCAGAAGCGGCACCGGACGCGCUUCACGCCCGCGCAGCUCAACGAGCUGGAGAGGAGCUUCGCCAAGACGCACUACCCGGACAUCUUCAUGCGCGAGGAGCUGGCCCUGCGCAUCGGCCUCACCGAGUCCCGGGUCCAGGUGUGGUUCCAGAACCGGCGGGCCAAGUGGAAGAAGCGCAAGAAGACGACCAACGUGUUCCGCGCCCCCGGCACGCUGCUCCCCACGCCGGGCCUGCCCCAGUUCCCCUCCGCCGCCGCUGCCGCCGCCGCCGCCAUGGGCGACAGCCUCUGCUCUUUCCACGCCAACGACACGCGCUGGGCCGCGGCAGGCAUGCCGGGCGUGUCGCAGCUGCCCCUGCCGCCGGCGCUGGGCCGGCAGCAGGCCAUGGCGCAGUCGCUGUCGCAGUGCAGCCUGGCGGCGGGGCCCCCGCCCAACUCCAUGGGCUUGUCCAACAGCCUGGCGGGCUCCAACGGCGCCGGCCUGCAGUCGCACCUCUACCAGCCCGCCUUCCCCGGGAUGGUCCCCGCCUCCCUGCCCGGCCCCAGCAACGUGACGGGCUCGCCGCAGCUCUGCAGCUCCCCGGACAGCAGCGACGUGUGGCGGGGAACCAGCAUCGCCUCCCUCCGCCGAAAGGCGCUAGAGCACACAGUCUCCAUGAGCUUCACCUAAUGGCGUCUCCUUCCCGCCUUCCCAGCCAGCCAGCAGCCUGCCCCCAGCCGCGCCUCCCGCUUUCCCGCCCUUUUUGCUUCUUCUAAUUCCUCCUCUUCUUCACCUCAGCCCUGCCCUCACUCCCCACUCCCGCCAUUUUUUUGUACUUUAAAGAGGGAGGGGGAAACAAAAACAAAACACUUACCAGGGAGUCGACUCAGGAUCAGAAGUGAGUGGACUGGUUUGCGGGCAGAGUUUAAGAGUGGUCGUCCAAAUAACACGACCCAGGCAAGCGCACGCACACAUAAAAACAUACAGACAAGGAACACGCUCACCCCAACCGCCGCCUACUGUGCUCCAAGGGCGGAAACACAAUCGACGUGUGUCUUAAUAAGGAUUUGAGAGAUACUCAACCUGACAAAAGGACUCGUUGGAUCUCCUCCUUUAAUUUACCCCCACCGAGUUCCAAGCCCCGCACAGCCAAAUUCAGAUCCAGGCAUCUGUUGGGCUUUUAUUUUUUUAUACAAAACACCAAAACAAAAACCCACCUCAUGUAGAAAGACAGUAUACAAUGUGUGCAUGUGCGUGUACAAAUAAAGAUGAAAGUUGGUUGCAGGGGUUUUGAUAGAAAGGUUUUCUUAACGGGCAAGUUUGGCCUUCGGGUGGCUGCGAGGCAAGAAUAGUGGUCAGGAUGUGAAGCGUGAAGGGGAAAUUGAACCGAUUUUGAUAAAAGCAUUUUUAAGCGAAUUUUUUGGGGGGCGGGGGAGGGAUUCAAACGAUUUUUAAAAAAGAACCCACUCCAAACACUUCCUAUUACUCUUUUUUCUUUUUGUGGGCGUUUUGAUUUCUUUGUUUCGGUUAUUGCUGUCCCUCCAGUUUCUCUUGUUGCCCUCCCUCUCCGAGCAGCAGGCUGAUAGAUAGAUGCCUGGCGCACGUGGACUUGAGACAUCUCCAACCUGGCAAAGACUUUGUACAGAUAAAACAAUCAGCUAUUUUUUUCUCCCUUUCUGCAUGUGCUGGUCCAAUCCCAGAGAACAGAAGCUAUUUCGAAGAAUGAACAAACAACGUGAAAUAGGAUGUUUUGUGUAGAUAAAGCAUUCUUGUUACAUACUGGUCGAUUUGUGAUAUGUUAAAAGAAAAAAAGAAAAGAAAAGAAAACUUACUGUCUGUGCUUAUUUAUUAUGGAAUUUUGGGUUUCUUAAUAAAUGUUUGAGGCUACUAUAAAGCAUAUGAUUUGACUUUUGCCAACAAGUUUAUAUAUCAAGUUAAUGUAAAUGGAUAAAUAAAAUCAUUUUCAAUAUGUGAUAAUGAGAACGAUGGUGUGGCUUGAGAUAAGAGGUGUUUUAAACGAGAGAAGAAAUAAGAUACUUGCUACCUUAUUUUUAAAUUUAGGAUCCAGCGAGGUAGGGGGGGAGGGUUGUCAUACAUUUGGAAAUAGUUUGCUUGCUUGAACUUUGCGAUGAAGCACUUCAUUUAUUACAAUUUGGAUACUUUAUGUGAAUAAACUUUUUAAUUUCUCUGCGUAAAUGACCUUUUAACUCUCACGAGCAAGGUUAUGAUGACAAUAGCAGCAGCAGCCGGAAGCAAUUGAAGUUAAACCAAGUAACACACGAUGUGUGUGUGUGCACGCGCCUGUGCUCGUGCCCGCACAUCGAAGGACGGGAGAGAGUUACAGAGAAGGCAGCAAAAGUCUAGGGCCCUUUGUGUUGGCAACGUUUUGUAAGAAGUGACAUCAUUUAGUUGUUAAGCCAAAAGCAAAAAUUUAUCCGGCUAAUUUCAAAGAAGCCCUUUCAGUUUCACAGAGAGAAGAGGCAUGCACGGCUGACUGCAAGGAAAGUCCACAGAUUUCUGACGGUAAAAAUCUUAGCAUUUUUAUUUUUGUUUUUUUUGCCGAAUACGAAGCCUGUGAGCUCCAAAAAGAAAAGAAAUAAAAACACAGAAGCCCCAGUGUCGAACUAUAUGAAGCCAAAAAGAAUUGCUAAUAAAAAUCUGAAAGGGCGGGUUAAGAUUAAA
Messenger RNA from Podarcis muralis (Common wall lizard), 3293 nucleotides. It is a transcript of the gene OTP, whose product is annotated as orthopedia homeobox. The record is from RefSeq and is a predicted model, not a curated record. NCBI's taxonomy places the organism in Eukaryota, Metazoa, Chordata, Lepidosauria, Squamata, Lacertidae. Gene Ontology annotation, molecular function: DNA-binding transcription factor activity, RNA polymerase II-specific; DNA binding. Gene Ontology annotation, biological process: neuron differentiation; regulation of DNA-templated transcription.